AUGUCUACUUCAUCAUCAUCAACAAAUCGUCGUCAUAUAUCUGUAUGUUCUGUAUGUGGUGAUAAAGCAAGUGGAAAACAUUAUGGAGUAAUGAGUUGUGAUGGUUGUCGAGGAUUUUUUAAACGAAGUGUUCGACGUAAAAUAGAAUAUAAAUGUAAAGGUGAUUCGACUUGUCAAGUUGAUGUUAAUCGACGAAAUCAAUGUCAAGCAUGUCGAUUUCAACGUUGUUUAGCAAUGAAAAUGAAACCUAGUGCUGUACAAAACGAACGAGCACCACGUCAUGGAGCUAAACGAGCAGCAUUGCCUCUUCUUCCUCCUCCUCCUCCUCCUCCUUCUAUUCCACUUCCUCGAAUACAAUGUUGGACACCACCAACAGCUGUUGGGUAUGUAAAUGAGUCACCACAAGUGACAAUGUCAUUUGGCUUUCGAAAUUUAGCGAUUAAUAAUACUUCAUCUCCACUAUGGUCUCGAAUGAUUUUUCCACAACAAAAAUUUAAUUCAUCAUUAGAUUCAACACAACAAACUAUAUCGGAUUUUUCUAAUACUACUGAUGAAACACGUUUAUCCCUUGAUGUUACCAAUGAUGAAAUAAUAUGUGAAACAGCUUCAUUUCUUUUACUUGAAUCAAUUCGAUGGUUAUAUUUAGUACCUUCAUUUAAAGAUUUAAAUGAAUAUGAUCAAUAUUUAUUAAUAGAACAAUCAUGGUCAAUUAUAUUUUUAUUAACAUCAGCUGAAAUGAAAAAAUUUAUUGAUCAAAAUGAAAAUGAAUCAUUUGAUGAAGAAAAUCAAUAUUCAUUAUUUCAAUCAAUUGUUAAAGAUUUAAUUUUACAUUCAAUUGAUCAAACAGAAUAUACAUUACUUAAAUUAAUUAUUAUAUUUAGUAUUCCAACAAAUUAUGAAUUAAAUGAACGAUUUAUAAUUGAUAAAUAUCGAAAAGAUGCUUUAUUUAUGUUAAAUGAAUAUACAAAAAAUUCAAAAUAUCGUCGUUUAGCUGAACUUUUAAUGUUAUUAUCACAUAUUCAAGAAACAAUGUCAACAAUUUAUUUAGAUAAAAUAUUCUUUCGACAUUUAAUUAAUCGAAUAUCUAUGCAAAAUUUAUUACGUAAUAUUAUUCGACAUAUUCGAACAUUUUCUCGAUAA
Messenger RNA from Rotaria sordida, 1140 nucleotides. Lineage: Eukaryota; Metazoa; Rotifera; Eurotatoria; Philodinida; Philodinidae. The record is from the annotation of a GenBank genome assembly.